Molecule: messenger RNA, 2025 nt
Organism: Photinus pyralis (common eastern firefly)
Lineage: Eukaryota; Metazoa; Arthropoda; Insecta; Coleoptera; Lampyridae
Exons: 4
Coding region: 1-2025 (674 amino acids)
Source: RefSeq, a predicted model, not a curated record
AUGCAGUAUGCAAAUCGAGCGCAAUCCGAUGAGUUUUAUUUCCUCCAAGUUACAACAGUGGCGACGAGGAUUAAAGUGAACGAAAUUGAGGCUAGCAAGCAUACGCCAAUAUUAAUUACCGUCAUCGGAGGGGAAGCGUUUGACUUAAUGGUGGAUUUGUGCAACCCCGCCAAUCCAGAAGAUAAAAAGUUUGAAGAUCUAGUCAAGCUGAUGCAAAACCAUCUCCAGCCGCAACCAUCCGAAAUAGCGGAAAGAUAUAAAUUUCGCCAACGCAAGCAGGACGUUGGGAAGUCAGUGGCAGUGUACAUGGCUAAUUUAAAAAAAUUAGCUAAAGAUUGCAAAUUUGGAGAAAAAUUGGAGGAAAAUCUGCGAGACCAAUUAGUCUUCGGGCUCAAGAGUGAAACCACCCGACAGCGAUUGUUCGUGGAGAAGUCACUCACGUUCCAAAAAGCACAGGAAAUUGCUGUGGGGGUGGAAGCAGCAGAGACCAACUCCCAUUUGAUCGCCGGAACUUCGUCAGUAGCGGCGGUUCAUAAAUUGCAGGCGACGAGGAGAAGGGUAGCGUGCAAGGAAGAGUCCAAAGAAAAGGGUCAGCGCAGUGGAUACCGAAGGAGCAGAAAUGGGGGACCUCCGCUUAUUGGCAGAGAUUGGUUAAAAAAGGUUAAUAUUUCGAUUGAUAACAUUUUUCAUAUUGAUAAUCAACCGAACAGGAUUUCAAAAAUGUUAAUUGAUAAAUUUCCCGGCGUGUUUGAUAACGAUUUGGGUAAGUUUAAUGGAGGAAAGGCUAAAUUGUAUUUAAAAGAAAACACGGUUCCGAUUUAUCGCAAAGCACGUCCGUUACCAUUUGCUCUAACCUGUAAAGUGGAGGAGGAAUUAAACAAUUUAAUCAAAUUGGAUAUUUUAAAUCCCGUUAAUAGUAGCGAGUGGGCAACUCCAAUUGUCCCGGUUCUUAAAAAAAAUGGCCAAGUUGCCAUAUGGGGUAGCAUCCAGCCCAUAGGUAUUUUUCACCAACUCAUUGAAAAUAUUUUUGCUGGCAUCGACAAUGUGGGAAUAUUUUUGGAUGGCAUCUUGAUCGCAUCGGAGAACGAAGGAACCCAUAUAAAAACACUUAUGGAGGUAUUCCACAAAUUAAGCCAAGUUAAUUUAAAAAUUCAAGUAAAUAAAUGUUCGUUCGCAACGACACAAAUUCAGUACUUAGGGUUCAUCGUCGACAAAGAAGGUAUACACACUGACCCGAUCAAGAUGGAAGCCAUUAAAAAGGUAAAGGUACCGCAAAAUGUGACUCAGUUGAGGGCAUUUUUAGGCUUAGUAAAUUAUUACGGCAAGUUUUUACCAGGUAUCACUAAUAUUUUGUAUCCUUUAUAUAAAUUAUUAAGGAAAAACGAGCCAUUUCAAUGGCAAACGGCUCAACAAGGAGCAUUUGAAAAAAUUAAAUCACAAUUAAUGUCAUCUAAAGUGUUAGUGCAUUACAACCCCCAAUUGCCGAUUAUUUUAGCAGUUGAUGCGAGUGCUUAUGGCAUCGCAGCGGUCAUAUCGCAUAAAUUUGAUAACGGGGACGUAAAACCCAUAGCGUACGCAUCGCGUACAUUAUCGUCGGCGGAAAAAUCUUAUUCCCAAAUUGAUAAAGAGGCUCUAGCAAUUGUAUAUGGCGUUAAGAAAUUUCAUCAAUUCUUAUACGGUAGAAGCUUUACAUUACUAACUGAUCAUAAACCCUUGAUUAGUAUUUUCGGGGAUAAAAAGGGAAUUCCAAUUUUUGCUGCCAGUCGAUUACAACGCUGGAGUGUCAUUUUAUUUACAUAUAAUUUUAAAAUCAAAUUCAUAAAUUCCGAAAGUAAUGGUAAUGCUGAUGCUUUAUCCAGAUUGCCAAUAGAAAUUAACGUAAGGGAUGAAGUUGAUUUGGGACACAUUUUGUACAUAGAGGAAAAUAUUCCAAUUAAUCAUCAGGAUAUUGCAGCCGAAUGUAAGAAAGAUCCUGUAUUAAACAGAAUUAUAGGAUUUUGUUUAGGUACAUGGGUGGCCGCAUAA